CACGCACGCGCGCGCACGCACACACAGUCCGGGUGACUCCAGAGGCGAAGAGGUGGUGAUAUUCAUGGGAGCACGACGACACGCACGCACGCACGCACACACACUCCAACCUCACACACUCUUUUCUCACUUGGAUUUGGAGCUCAGCUUCAGCAGCGCUGUGCUCCUCAGUGGAGGAGGAAUUAGGAAUUAUGUUUGCUUGAUGUGGAAGAAACUUGUGCACUUUUUGAACCUGGUCAUUAUGAGGAGCUAUCAAGGCUUGCUUCGCACUUAGGAGAGACAGGAUGACGUCUUAGUACAUUUCUGAAGCAGAGUUUUUUUGGGGGGGGUGAUAUUUGCGACUAUUUUUUUAUUUUUUUUUUUGCUCGAGACGUCACUUUUUGUCACACCAUUCAAACUUUCUACACCCCAAAUGGAGCGCACCGGCUUAGCUGUCGUGAUGUUUUUAGCGGUUGCGCUGGUGGGUGAUGCCCACACGGACUCAACAGGUGGGAGGAAAGAGACUGCAGGAAAGGCGAUUUGGGAGCACUCGCAAGGUGGACCACAUGAUGCUGGCGAAAGCCCGCCAGAGACCACCCAUACCCGGCUCUCCAGGAGCACCACGCCGCAGGGUGAUGGCAGCAGGGGUCUAACUAAAGCAGGUGGUGCAGAGCUCCCCUCUGCCCAGCGGACCAGCAGACACUCAAGCAGCCUGACCCCCUCACAGACCAGGACCAGAGUGAACCGUAGGCAGAGCAGCAAGUCCAGCAGCAGCACAAGACGACUUGUUGGGCCCAAUGUGUGCGGAGGUCAGCAGUGCUGCUCCGGCUGGGCUGUGGCACCAGGAACCAAUCGCUGCAUCAAACCUGACUGCCAGCCACCCUGCCAGAACCGCGGCUCCUGCAGCCGGCCGCAUACCUGCGUGUGCCGCUCGGGUUUCCAGGGGCCCCGCUGUGAGGAGGUGGCUCCCGAGCAGGUGUACAUCCACGACAGAGGGACCUUGAGGCGUGUCCAGCCGGGCAGCAACCCUUUCCAGAGAGACCAACCGCGGAGACGGCCUGCGGAAAGGCAAGCCGUUGAUAUCGCCAAAGUUCAGACCCCGCGACCUGCGACCACCAGGCAGCCGGUCCACACUGUGACCCAAGUGAGAAGGGGACCCCCUGACUCCUCCCCUCAGCUGACCGGGACCUCCCGUACUGUGAAGCGUUAUCCGUCAUCCUCUGGGCCUAUCACCUCCAAUGCUCUGCCCAACGGCAACACCCACGGAAAUGAGCACAGGAAUUCACAUGGACACAGACAUGGACAUGACAGCGUACACUAUUUGAACGCUCACAGGCCAACCAGUGACAAUCAGCUGCAUGGACAAUUCAACAAUGCAUUAUCACCAGCAGGGGCCAACCUCACGUCCAACCUGGAUCGCAUAAAGAUUGUCUUCACGCCCACCAUGUGCCGCAAGGUGUGCAGUGGUGGGCACUGCUACAACAACUGUGAGAAAGGUGACGUGACCACUGUCUACAGUGAGACCUCGCAGCAGCAGCAGCAGCAACAACCAAAGACGCCAGGCUUCAGACUCUUCUUUUGUCAGAUCCCUUGUCAUAAUGGAGGCCGUUGCAUUGGCAGGGACCAAUGUUGGUGUCCGUCCAACUCAACCGGGAAGUUUUGCCACUUGCCAGCUCAGUCUCAUGCCAAGCCCACCACUCAGAAAGAAUCCAGGAACUCAGGACCAAAAUCUCCCCUGCACUCCACUUACACUCUUCCGCUGUCCAAUCAGCAAGUGUCGCUCCACCCAUCCUUGGUCAACGUCCACAUCCAGCACCCUCCAGAGGCAAAGGUCCGCAUCCACCAAGUGGCUCGUGUUCAACCAGGUCAUAGAUUGCCCACCACAGAGGGGGUUCACUCUGUCCAGCAGCGCUCUCAGCCUGGCAAUGGCCACGAGCUAGCUGUCGAGCACAGCAGCCGACACAACGGACACCACAAUGACCACGCCAGAUCACUUAACCGUCAGAAUGGACACGUGGGAAGAUGCUUUCAGGAGACGGUUGAUGGACAGUGUGGCAAGCCUCUGCCAGGCCUAACCAAACAGGAUGAUUGCUGUGGAAGUGUGGGGGCCUCUUGGGGUCUGACCAAGUGCCACAAGUGUCCAACUAAGCCAGCAUAUGCAGUGAUUGCAAAUGGACAAGUGGAAUGUCCUGCAGGCUACAAAAGAAUGAAUGUCACACACUGUCAAGAUAUCAAUGAGUGCCUCCUGCCCGGAAUCUGUAAGAAUGCAGAGUGUCUCAACACCAAGGGAAGCUACAGAUGCACGUGUAAACCAGGCUACAUGUUAGACCCUGCUAGAAGCCACUGUGUCUCGGACAAGGCCGUUUCAGACCAGAGGGCGUUUUGCUACCGUUGGGUGACAGCAGGCACAUGCUCGUUGCCCCUUUCUCAGCACAUCACCAAGCAGAUCUGUUGCUGCAGCGGCGUGGGCAAAGCUUGGGGAGAUGGCUGUGAUCGUUGCCCUUUGCCCGGAUCUGAUCAUUUUAAGGAGAUCUGCCCGGCUGGUCACGGAUAUACCUACUCCCGCUCUGAUGUGCAGAUCUCUCUACGACAAUUGGAGGAAGAUGAUCUUCAGAGUACUGGAUUGUCUUGGGAAGAGCAGAACCCCACAUAUUCUCAGCUGCCGUCCUCCCAGCCAUCAGUGCAAAGGCCUGGCGGGGCUCAAUAUCCCGUCUACCCACAGACUCCUCAAAUACCACAAUGGUCUGAGUACCCAGAGUCACCACAAUCUCCUCUGCACCCUAUCAUGCCUCAGCAGCCCAUCCCAUCACAUCCCUUCAUCCCAGCCAGAGAAACACCUCGACAGCCUGAAGAUGUGGAAAUUCCAAGACCGCCACCUGCUGUGACGGACUCACCAUUGAAAAAUCCAGAAGUUGCUCCAGACUCUCCAGACAAGCCUGAUCCAAAGGAAACAAUUCCCACAGACGCAGGUGUUGACAAGUGCGUCACCACACCUUCCAUAUGUGGCCAUGGGAAAUGUGUUUCUGUGCAGACUGGCUACACCUGCCAAUGUGAGCUGGGAUUCAAGCUCAGUGCUCUGCAGACCACCUGCAUUGAUGUGAAUGAGUGCGAGGGUGAUCCAUGUGAAGGAAAGGGCAGUUGUUCAAACAACUAUGGCUCUUACACUUGUCAGUGCUACAGCGGCUACAGCCAGGUGAUCACAGAGAACAGGAAAUUCUGUCAAGACAUUAAUGAGUGCAGUAUGCCCAACAAGUGUCAGAAUGGCCAAUGUGCCAACACAGAAGGCUCUUUUACGUGCGAAUGUAACAGUGGCUUUGCCAAGUCCUGGAGAGGCCAAUGUGAAGAUAUAGAUGAGUGCCAAGAUCCCAGCUCCUGUCCCAGCGGUGCCUGUGUCAAUACUGUGGGCUCCUUCCAAUGCCAGGUCUGCAGCCCAGGCUUCAGGCCGAUCAGUGAUAGAUGCGUGGACGUAAACGAGUGCUUGAACCAAAACAUAUGCGGCCGUGGAAGGUGUGUCAACACUGAGGGCUCCUACAGAUGCAACUGUUUCCAGGGAUACCAACUCGCACUGGACAACGUAUGCCAAGAUGUGAAUGAGUGUUUGCUUCCGGGGGUCUGUCUCCACGGCCGUUGUGUCAAUCUAGAAGGAACUCACAGAUGCACUUGUGGCCAUGGUUACCAAGUCACUUCAGAUAGCAAAGCCUGUGAAGAUAUCAAUGAGUGUGUAACUAGUAAGAAGUGUCCUGAAGGAAUCUGCAUCAACACUCCUGGUUCCUACACAUGCCAGAGUUGCGAAACAGGGUUUCAACCAUCUGGUGAUGGGCUGAGAUGUGAAGAUGUGGACGAGUGUGCACAGGGUGACUGGUGUCUCGGUGGCGUGUGCGCCAACACAGCAGGGUCGUACACCUGCACCAGAUGUAAGGCCGGUUACAGAGUGUCUCAGGAUCGACGGAGGUGUGAAGAUAUUGACGAGUGCCAGUCCCUGUCGACAUGUGCCAAUGGAAUCUGUCUAAACUCAGAGGGCUCCUACACCUGCGAGAACUGCCCCACAGGGUACAGAGUGUCAUAUGACGGAGAGCUCUGUGAAGACGUUGACGAAUGUGCGCUGCCCACUACAUGCCCCCAGGGAACAUGUACAAACACAGAGGGUUCCUUCACAUGUGUCAGCUGUCAACCCGGUUUCACAAUCUCUGUGGAUGGACGGCAGUGUGAUGAUGUGGAUGAAUGCUUGGCAGUUAACGUGUGCCCGGGCCAGCUAUGCUCAAACACCCUGGGAUCUUAUACCUGCAGGAGCUGUGGAACCGGAAUGCAACUGUCUGAGGACGGUUAUGGCUGUGAGGAUAUAAAUGAGUGCCAGACCCCAGGUGUGUGUCCCACAGGCAUUUGCACCAACACAGAGGGAUCCUUCUCCUGUAUGGCCUGUGAUCCCGGCUUCACUUUGGCACCAAAUGGUCUCUCGUGUGAAGAUAUGAAUGAAUGUGAUGACACAGGCCUAUGUGUGGGAGGUCAGUGCACCAACACCAUUGGAUCCUACAGUUGCUCCUGCCCUGCUGGGCUGGAGAUGAUCGAUGGGACCUCUUGCAGAGAUAUCGACGAGUGUUUGACCGUGGUGGGAAUAUGUGGAGAAGGACAGUGUCUGAAUAGUCAAGGAUCCUACAUGUGUGUCUGCCCUGACGGAUAUGACACCCUUGAGGGGCAGACUGGGUGCCAAGAUGUUGACGAGUGCAGAAAAGACAACGUGUGCGUCCGGGGCCAAUGCGUCAACACUGAUGGCUCUUUCAUAUGCUUAUGCGAAGCUGGCUUCAAGUACAGUGAGGACACUGCGGAUUGUGAAGACCUGAAUGAGUGCAAAGAGUUUGGAAGCUCAGUGUGUGGUACCUGGCGCUGUGAGAACACUAUUGGCUCCUACCGCUGCUUUAUGGGCUGCCAGCCUGGCCUUGAGGGAGAAGACGCCACAGACUGCGAUGUAGACGAGUGCCUCAACGAAACCAUCUGCGGGAGCCACGGCUUUUGCGAGAACACCGACGGCUCCUACCGCUGCCAGUGCGAUCGAGGCUACACAAACCCACACGGAGACCCCAGCAAAUGUGUCGACGUAAAUGAGUGUGAGAUGAGCUUGGCGCUGUGCGGAGAGGCCCUGUGUGAGAACUUCGAUGGCAGCUUCCUGUGCAUCUGCCCCAACGACAAUGAGGAAUUUGAUCCCAUCACCAGCCGGUGCCGCUCCCUGGCUGGUACCGACUCAAAAGCCCCUUCUCCUGCGGCCCCUACAACUGAGGAGAGGAAGGAGUGUUACUACAAUGUAAACGACGCCAAUUUUUGUGACAACGUCUUGUCUCGCAACACCACAAAGCAGGAGUGCUGCUGCACUGUGGGCGCCGGCUGGGGCGACAACUGUGAGAUUCACGCUUGUCCCACUCCAGGAGGAGAUGACCAUCACCAGUUGUGCCCUCAUGGCAGCGGAUCAAUACCCCUGCCUGCUUCCUCUACUCAAAGUCUGGCCGAACAGCGACUCUACAUCGAUGCUAAUGAAUGUGAAAUGUUUGGAUCAGACAUUUGUAAGAAUGGACAGUGUGUAAACCUCUUCUCCUCUUACACCUGCUACUGUCGCUCUGGAUUCUACUAUGACAAUGUCAGGCUCGAGUGUGUUGAUUAUGACGAAUGUGAAUUUGUAAAUUCCUGCAUGGAUGGCGUGUGCGUGAACACAGCGGGCUCUUUCAACUGUUUCUGUAGUCCACCAUUAGUCCUGGACAGCUCCCGGCGGCGUUGCAUAAGCGUCAACACAACAGAAGAAACUGUGGAGUCUAACCCCGAUGUGCACAUGGACAUCUGCUGGCAGCGACUGGAGGGAGACAACAUGUGUUCAGAACCCCUCCAGGGCCGCAGAACUACAUACACUGAGUGCUGCUGCUUGUAUGGAAUCGCCUGGAGUGGACAGUGUGCCUUUUGUCCAAGGAGGGAUUCAGAGGACUAUGCAGUCAUGUGCAACCUGCCUCUGAGAGGAGGUUCAGACAGUUUGCGAGAGCGUCCGGGUUAUGAAUACGGCAUUGAUGGGCCUGAAGAUCCUGCCGAGCCUUAUGUUCCUCCUUACUGGGACAACUACGGUGGACCCGCUGGACCGUACGACAUCCCAGAGAGCGUCCCUCUGUUUAACGACAACGACUACAGCAUUCGACAGCCACCUCCCCGACUCCCCAUGUAUCGACCUCGCGAGCACCAGCCACGGCCAGUGGAUCCCCACUCUGAGCGCUACGAGGGCUUUGAAGGUCUCCAAGCAGAAGAAUGCGGCAUCCUGAAUGGCUGUGAGAACGGACGCUGCGUUCGUGUAAGGGAAGGCUACACCUGCGACUGCUUCGACGGCUACGAGCUGGACCUCAAUAAGAUGGCCUGCAUAGACAUAAACGAGUGUGAGGACAUCAGUGACAAGGUGCCGUUGUGUCAGAACGGCCAGUGCACCAACACGGAAGGAUCCUACAAGUGCAACUGUUUGCCCGGCUUUGUGGCCUCGGCCAAGCCCCACAAAUGCAUCCCAGCCAUUCCAGAGGCAGAGCUUAGAGAAUCAGGAAACUGAGAUGACGACUGAUUAGCGCUGAUUUUAUUUGAAUUUUUACCUGCUUCUUCGAAGUUGACCUUUCACCCUAUGUGGCCUUCUUCCCCCUAAGGGCCCGGCACUAAACCUGCUACAAAAUAACCCUGAAACGUCCAGAACAGAACACACUAAUUAUCCGUCAUACACAUAUAAGAGGAGUGUGCAGUGACUAGAUGACAUUAAAUGCUUCACCUGUUAAAGGGAUUUUGUGGACUGGGCUGGGCUUUUCAUUCACUAACCCUCUUGGCAAUUUGAUAUAUUUUCCAUUUCAUUUUCUCUGUUUUUGUGUUAUUUAUUUCAGGCCUUUGGAGGGCACGAUUGCUUCCUAUAUUUUUCUUCAUUUGAUUGCCACAAGUACAGAAAUGUCAUAAAAUUUCCUACAGUCAAAUUCACCACGUCAGCAUCGCUUCUUUUUGCCCCUCACAAAGUCAUUCAAAACCGAUUGCUUCUCUAUUAAUCAGCAUUCAAAUCCUUAGAACAGCAACGUGUUGAAUGUGUGGACCAAGAGCUGGGACGACAAUGAAUACAACCAAACUUUUCAAAAUAAAGGCUUCAGCCGCUACCUUUUAAAGACUAUAGAUGUAUAUGAGGAUCUGAUUAUGUAAUGUUUUUUAAUGUAAAGGUGCAAUACUUGCCACUUUUCCUAAAAAAAAAAAAAAAAUCAAUCUAACAGUAUUAACUUAUUUUAUUUUUUGACAAAGUAGCAAUGUGUGUUGCUACAUUUUAAUGUCUAAAAUAACACCCGAUGCGUUUAUGUACACUUCUUAAUCAAAUGAUUCAUUCCUGUGUGCAUCUCUGAAUGCAAGACAAAGGCUCCUCUGGAGAGGUUUGGUAUAUUUUGUACAGCUCUAGUACGAUGUAUUAUUAUUUUUGUUAAAUAUCCUUUCAAUGCAUCAUACAUAGCACAACCAAUAUUUUUGUUUGACAUAAAAUAUGCAAAACAUGAAAAAAAAACUGACAUCAUAGCUUUGUAGAUUUAUAUGUGUCUGUAAAAAAAAAAUAUUUUUUAAAGCAAAUCUUUUAAUGUGUGAGGAGAGCGGCUGACACUGUACCAGAGGAACUGCGUGUAUAACCUGCCCUGUGGAGCAGAAUAUUAAAUAUAUAUAUUUUUUUGGAAGUGGCAGCACUGUUCUAAUCUAAUAGCAGACAUGUUUCAUUUCAUUACAAAGACGAUGCGUUUGAAAUGUAAGCACCAGCUACACCUGUGGAUAAAGAUGAUUCAUUGGCAACAUAAUGUCAUGGAUGUAUCAUAAUACACAGCCUCGGCCUGCUUUGCUUUCUUUUUUUCAACUUUUUCUUUUCAGGUUGGAUUCAAUCAUUUGUUUAAUGGGCACCUGGCAAAGCACGCAAUCAUGACAGCAGAACACUAAUAUACUGUAAAGUCUAAUUUAACCUACAUUAAUGAACUAUAAACCCUGCGACUGUACAAAUGUUUCCAUGCGAUGUGCACUGUACUCUAACUGUGCUGCUCUAAUUAUCACCUGAACCAGACAGGAAGUCCAACAUUUGGGCCAAAGUUGGAACAGUUGAGGCCCUAUAAAAUCCCAAAUGACUUAAUGAUGAUGUUUUGUUGUAAUGAUGUGGUCAUUGGAAAUAUCAUGCUCAUUCAUUUUGUUUACCUCUUGACUGUAAUCACUGUCAGUCAUCCAAAUAAAAACGUAAAAAAUACAUUGUGAAUCUGU
Molecule: messenger RNA, 8244 nt
Organism: Dunckerocampus dactyliophorus (ringed pipefish)
Lineage: Eukaryota; Metazoa; Chordata; Actinopteri; Syngnathiformes; Syngnathidae
Product: latent-transforming growth factor beta-binding protein 2-like
Exons: 41
Coding region: 413-6544 (2043 amino acids)
Biological process (GO): supramolecular fiber organization
Molecular function (GO): microfibril binding; calcium ion binding
Source: RefSeq, a predicted model, not a curated record